Molecule: messenger RNA, 2134 nt
Organism: Cololabis saira (Pacific saury)
Lineage: Eukaryota; Metazoa; Chordata; Actinopteri; Beloniformes; Belonidae
Gene: plbd1a
Product: phospholipase B domain containing 1a
Exons: 11
Coding region: 96-1706 (536 amino acids)
Biological process (GO): phospholipid catabolic process
Cellular component (GO): extracellular region
Molecular function (GO): glycerophospholipase activity
Source: RefSeq, a predicted model, not a curated record
ACAGCGUUUGGCUUCUUCCUCGUUUCCAUUUACAUUAGUUAACUGCACUGGUCUUUGCUGCACCAUUCGCAGCUUUGCACUAAACUCUCGCAGAUAUGUUUUUAGGAACGAGGUGGUUUGUCUUUAUUUUACUCCAUGUGACCUUCGCCUCUGCUGAGAAGACGACAGCAGCCACGGUGUACUGGGACGCACAGCACAAGCUAGUCACACUGAAGGAGGGCGUUCUGGAGACGGAGGGCGAUGCAUACGGGUACCUGAACGACACCCUGGCCGGUACGGGCUGGAGCAUCCUGGAGAUCCGUGCCGGAUACGGACAGACUCCUGAAACCGACGAGAUCACCUUCUUCCUGGCCGGCUACCUGGAAGGUUUCCUCACUGCCCAGCAGAUGAUGGACCACUACACCAACAUGUAUCCGCAGCUGAUCCGUGACCCAAAGGUCCUCGAACCAGUUAAAACGUUCAUGAUGAAGCAGGACGCGUGGGUCAGAGAGCAGGUGAAGCUGAACAAGAGCUCCGAUCCUCUGUGGAAACACGCCGGCUUCCUUGUGGCCCAGAUGGACGGCCUGCAGGCAGGAGUGGCAGACUGGGCCAAGAGAGAAGGCAAGAAGCCGCUGUCGGCGUUUUCCAUCCAGUUCCUGAACGCGGUGGGAGACCUGCUGGACCUGAUCCCAGCCUUGGUCCCCGACUCCAACCCUCCACUCAGGGACUUCAAACUUCCAGGGAUGGGCCACUGCUCGGCCCUCAUCAAGAUGCUGCCAGGCUUUGAGAACCUGCUGUUCGCUCACUCCAGUUGGUACACUUACGCUGCCACCAUGCGCAUCUACAAACACUGGGAUUUUCAGAUUUCUGAACCCCACACUGCCACUGGGAGAAUGUCCUUCAGCAGCUACCCUGGUUUCCUGGUGUCUCUGGAUGACUUUUACCUCCUGGGCAGCGGUCUGAUGAUGACCCAGACCACCAACAACGUGUUCAACUCCUCCCUGUUUGACACCAUCACUCCAAACAGCCUGCUGGCGUGGCAGCGGGUCCGGCUGGCUCACAGUUUGGCUCGCACAGGAGAAGAGUGGGGUAAAACCUUCUCCAUGCACAAUUCUGGUACCUACAACAACCAGUACAUGGUGUUGGACAGGAGCAAGGUGAAGUUGGGCCACAGCAUUGACGACGGUGCUCUGACGGUGGUGGAGCAGAUCCCCGGCUUGGUGGAGUACUCGGACCAGACGCAGGCUCUGCGCAGGGGUUACUGGCCGUCCUACAACGUUCCCUUCCACCAGAAAAUCUACACGCUUAGUGGAUAUGGAGAAAUGUGGAGGGAGUAUGGCGAGGACUUCUCCUACGAUCUGUGUCCCAGAGCCAAGAUCUUCCGGCGCGACCAGGCCGAUGUCAAGGACCUGGACUCCUUGAAACACAUCAUGAGAUUUAAUGAUUACAAGAAGGACCCUUACUCCAUGGGCGACCCCUGCAAGACCAUCUGCUGCCGUAACGACCUAAAAGCUGAGGGGGCUUCCCCGGGUGGUUGCUAUGACACUAAGGUGACGGAUUUCCACAUGGCGGGGGAUUUCGUCGCCGAGGCGGUGAACGGGCCGACGACGCAGGAUGGACUGCCGCCGUUCCGCUGGGAUGAAUUCAGCGGCAUCAGCCACCAGGGCCUGCCGCUGUCAUACAACUUCACCUUCGUCAGGAUGAAGCCCCUCCUCUAUAAGCCAUGAGAGAGUGUGUGCGUGUGUGUGCGUGUGUGUGUGUGUGUGUGCGUGUGUGGGUGUGUGUGUGUGUGUGAGAGCGAGAGAGAGAAAAUAUAUCCAGGAGCACAGAUACAAUCUAAUCAUUUCAUUUGAUUUUUACCUCUUUGUUGUCUGUGAAUUUUAUUCAGGAUUUCCUGCGACAUGAUUUAAAAACACCCUAUGAAACUUGACAGAUUUUAAAUAAGAAUUUAAACAGGUAUUUCACUCAGGGUCUCUUUAUCUACAAUGAGAGGAGAAUGCAGCCAUUUGUGCCUUGAACAAGCCAGUAGCAUUAUGAACUGAUAAAAAUGCACUAAUCAUUAUAAAUGGUGGAUUUAUUCCCCUUUUUUGAUGCUUUGAUGUCUUCAUGUACUGAGACACUGAUCUUUAAUCAGAAAUAAAUGUUCUUAAUUUUC